Molecule: messenger RNA, 3939 nt
Organism: Strigops habroptila (Kakapo)
Lineage: Eukaryota; Metazoa; Chordata; Aves; Psittaciformes; Psittacidae
Gene: PURB
Product: purine rich element binding protein B
Exons: 2
Coding region: 7-1017 (336 amino acids)
Biological process (GO): regulation of transcription by RNA polymerase II
Cellular component (GO): nucleus
Molecular function (GO): purine-rich negative regulatory element binding; DNA-binding transcription factor activity, RNA polymerase II-specific; RNA polymerase II transcription regulatory region sequence-specific DNA binding
Source: RefSeq, a predicted model, not a curated record
GACAAGAUGGCGGACGGGGACAGCGGCAGCGAGCGCGGCGGCGGGUUCGGGACCGGGCGCGGCGGAGCGGGAGGAGGCGGCGGCGGGGCCGGGUCCGGAGGAGGCUCCGGCGGCGGAGCGGGCCCCGAGCAGGAGACGCAGGAGCUGGCGUCGAAGCGGCUGGAUAUCCAGAACAAGCGGUUCUACCUGGACGUGAAGCAGAACGCCAAGGGCCGGUUCCUGAAGAUCGCCGAGGUCGGGGCGGGCGGCUCCAAGAGCCGCCUCACGCUCUCCAUGGCCGUGGCCGCCGAGUUCCGCGACUACCUGGGCGACUUCAUCGAGCACUACGCGCAGCUCGGCCCCUCCAGCCCCGAGCAGCUCGCCCAGGCCGCCGGCCCCCCCGGCGAGGACGGCGCCGGCCCCGGCCCCCGCCGCGCCCUCAAGAGCGAGUUCCUGGUGCGGGAGAACCGCAAGUACUACCUGGACCUGAAGGAGAACCAGCGCGGCCGCUUCCUCCGCAUCCGCCAGACCGUCAACCGCGGCCCCGGCGGCCCGGGGGGGUUCCCGGGCGGUCCCCCCGGGCUGCAGAGCGGCCAGACCAUCGCGCUGCCGGCGCAGGGCCUCAUCGAGUUCCGCGAUGCUCUGGCCAAGCUCAUCGACGACUACGGAGGGGAGGAGGACGAGCUGGGCGGCCCCGGCGGCGGCGGCCCCGGCGGGGGGGGGCUCUAUGGGGAGCUGCCCGAGGGCACGUCCAUCACGGUGGACUCGAAGCGCUUCUUCUUCGACGUGGGCUGCAACAAGUACGGCGUGUUCCUGCGGGUGAGCGAGGUGAAGCCGUCCUACCGCAACGCCAUCACCGUCCCCUACAAGGCUUGGGCCAAGUUCGGCGGCGCCUUCUGCCGCUACGCCGAGGAGAUGCGCGACAUCCAGGAGCGCCAGCGGGACAAGCUCUACGACCGCCGCGCCGGCCCCCCCGGCCCCGGCAGCGGCAGCGGCGCCGGCGACGACUCGGACGGCGACGACGUGGACGACGACUGAGCCCCGGAUCCCGCCGCCGGCCCCUUCCCCGACACCCCGACGACACCCUCAGACACCCCCCCCCCCAAAAAAAAACCCGACACCCCCCCCCCCCCCCCCAACGCCACCGGAGAGAGGGAGAGACCGGCCCGACCGCGACGGCGCCGCCGAGGACUCGCUGCUGGUUGCUGGGGGGGGGGAGCGACCGGAUCCGAGCCCGGCCCGCGCCGAUGGAGCCACCGGGGGCACCACCGAGACCAGCCACGUGCCGACACCAGCGCCGGGGGGGGGGCAGCGGCAGAGCCGGCGGAGCCGGGGCGGGGACACACAUGGACCAACGUCCGUUCCCUCUUCUGUAUUCCCCCCGUUUCCCCUCUUCCCCCUUUAUUUACCUUUCCCCCCCCUUUAUUUCCCCUUUUUCCCCUUUAUUUCCUCUUUUUCUCUCUUUAUUUCCUCUUUUCCCCCUUCGCAUUCCUACUUCUCCCCCUUUGCUUUCCCCGUUUUCCCUUUUCGCCCCUUACUUUCCUUCUCCUUUUACUUUCUUUUUUCCCCCUUUAUUUUCCUUUUUUACCUUUUAUUUUCUCUCUUUCCCCUUUUCUUUCCCUCCUUUCUUUCCCCUUUUCCCUCUUUCUCCCCCUCUUUCCUUUCUAUUUUCAUCUAUUUCUCCCCUUUAAUCCCCCCCCCAUUCCCUUCCUUUCCUCCCCUCUCCUUGCCAGGUUUUGGGGAUGCAAACUGCUCCCCCCCCCAGCUCCAGGCCCGCAGGUUCCUCGGGAUUGAGGAUUUCCCACCGGGAUCGCACAAGGGAAGCUCGACCCGGCACCAAACCUUCCCCUUCUCCCCACACGGCGCCAACACCCGCCUCUUCCACCGGGAUUCGAGUUUCCUCCCGCAGCACCGACCUCAGGCGGCGGCGCCGGUGGGAUCCGGACCUUUUUUUUGGGGGGAUUUUUGAGGAUUUUUCCCCCGUCUCUUUGAUCCCUUCGCUCCGGUGCUGCCCCCGCCGGGGCCCCCCCAUCGCCUCGCGCAUUAAAACGGAGUUUUCCACUCUCAAAUCGUCUUUUUUUCCCCCCUUUUUUUGGCUUUUUUUUUUUCUGUUGCUGGUUGUUGCCUGGUUUUUAGCUCACUCGGCCCUCCCAGCCCUGCGCUUUCCCAGCGCCUCCGGACUGAGCUGGGCUCCAGCGCUCUUCAUUCCAAAGUUUCCCGCUCUCAUCCGAUGGCUUCUCCACGUUGAGGACUUGAGUUUUCCUGGUUUUUAUGGAGUUUUUCCCGCUGUUUUUCGGGAGCCGCCGCCGCCGCCUCCUUAAUUUAUUGCCGCGGAUCCCGGCGGAUCCCUCUCUCCGUAUUUAUUGGGGAGCCCUCGCGCAGCGGAGGGGGGGGAUGCCGACACCGUGUCCCUCCUCACCCCACCGGAGCAGCACUCGGGGGGUGUGGGGGGGAGACGUUGUCCGUCCAUCCAUCCGUGUGUCCUCCGCUGCCGCCGUCGCUCUUCCCGAGGGAUUUUUAACGUGGAUUUCUUCCUUUCGUCCCGUUUUUAAGCCCGGUUUUCCUCACUCAACACGGGAGCAAUAGUCUUUUAUCUCGGUGUCCCACCCGCGUCCGUACUGUAUUUUGUACCCGAAGGCAGCUCUCAGUGACGUCCUGCUGGACCCCCCCGCUCCGCUCUUCCCGCUCCUUCCUCAAGCACGGAGGAGAUUCCCGGGGGGAAGCGUGGCUCCGCCGUGCCGGACUCAGCGGCGGGCGCCGGCGCCAGACGCAGGCGGUACCUCUCCUUUCAUUUUUGAAGAGGAUGAGCUCUACAUAUAUAUAUAUAUAUAUAUAUAAACGAUAUAUAUAUAUUCCUAUAUUUUGGGGCUGAAUUGCAGGAAUUUAGCCUUGCCUUUCGACGCCGGCCCGGCUCGAAACCCAUGGGAUACAUGGAAUAGGAGGAAAAACAAAACCAAGAGGCAGAUAAAGCCAAAAAGGAGAACAAAAUCCAUCCGACAGCGCAGGCGGGAGCCGGGGCCGCGGCGGCGUCGGCAGCACGAAGCCUUUCUCCAGGCGGAGAAGCGCCGGCUCCAUGUGGGAAGCUUCCAUUUGCCACCGCAGGAGAUGGCUGAGAAGAGCAGAGAGCCAAAAGAGGCCAAAAGAUCCCCCCGAAAAGAUGGAAGCGGGAGGAAUGCCAGCGGCGUUUGGGAGGCACGGUGCAGAGCAGGAGCCGCGGCGCCAGCCAGGACUCGGGUGGCUGCUCCAAGGGGGGGUUUUGGGAAAAUCCAAAAAGACGGAAGCGGGAGCGAGCGCUGACGGUACAGGAGCUGAUGCCGCGCCGGGACAGCAUUCCCGGUGGGAGAUGCCAACCCCCGUGGCUCGGAGGGAGAGGCUGGAGCCGUCGCGGAGCCGGUCAGGCCCUGCAGCCCGGCGCUGGAACGGCUCUCUUGGAUCAAGCCGAGAUGGGAAGAGGGGAACAGCAUCUUGGAGGCGGUGUUGGAACCAGCAGAACGUGCCGGCGGGUCGAUGCUGGAACAGCCCUGGAUCCUCCGGGAUGAGCCGGGAUCUGCCCGACCCGUUCCCCCCUCCCCUGCCCCCGACGUCCCUUGAGAAAGAAGAAAGUUUUAUUCCUCUUAUUUUUUUAAUGAAAGAAAAACAAAAAAGAAACCAGAUGCACUUUAGGCAGCCCAGCGUGGGGCUGCCGGGGGGGGGUGUCCUGCGCCCCCCCCUUUGCUUCCUUCCUUCCCUCCCUCGUCCCUCUGCGGCCGGCGGUUGCCGAAGGCAGGGCUCGGAUCCCUGGAUCUUACCACUAGCGCCAGACGACGCCCGACGUGAGGAGCUCCUCGUGCCUCUGCUCCUCUCCUCCCCCAGUAGCAGAUUUUUGCAAAUGGAGUUUUACAAGUCUAUAUUUAAAGAAUUGUAUGUUUGUAACAAAUAAAAAGUAUGCGGAAAAGUGAAUGGAAAACAAAAACCACCAAA